Messenger RNA from Coniophora puteana RWD-64-598 SS2, 2199 nucleotides. RefSeq lists its product as uncharacterized. Lineage: Eukaryota; Fungi; Basidiomycota; Agaricomycetes; Boletales; Coniophoraceae. The transcript is spliced from 3 exons. The record is from RefSeq and is a predicted model, not a curated record. The annotation marks the transcript as partial.
AUAGGGAACCCGACUUUUCGUGAAAUGAUGCAAUACGCACCGGAAAAAGUCUACGAAGACAUGGAGGGCGAGUGUCGGGUCUACGACGAGAUGUGGACUGGGGACUGGUGGUGGAACCUGCAGAAAACGCUCCCGCCUGGGGCCACUAUUGCACCCGUCAUCCUUGCAUCAGACAAGACGCAGCUGACAUCGUUCAGUGGUGACAAGUCCGCGUGGCCCAUUUAUCUCUCAAUUGGAAACAUCCCAGGCAGCGUCAGACGCCGUCCAUCAUCAAAAACAACAGUCUUAAUUGGGUACAUACCGACGACGAAGCUCGACAUCUUUCGUACCGAUGAGGAGCGCUCACGAAGUGGGCAGCAACUUUUCCACCACUGCAUGCGCCUACUUCUGAACCCUCUCGUUGAGGCUGGGAGGAAUGGGGUAGAUAUGGUUUGCGCCGAUGGGAAAAUACGCACCGUUUUUCCUAUCCUAUCCGCCUAUAUUGCGGACUGGCCAGAGCAAUGCUUGGUUGCAUGUACGAAGGAAAGCCGCUGUCCAAAAUGCCUGGCAGGGACAAAAGAGCGAGGGGAGCCGGUUGACACAGUUCUGAGGGAUCCGGAAAAGACGAAGAAGCUUCUAAGAAAGGCGGGUGGAAACCCUCGAGAUAAGAACCUCGAGGCACAUGGAAUCUGUGCUGUUGACCCAUUUUGGGUCGACUUACCUCACUGCAAUAUCUUCUCGUGUCUCACACCUGAUCUCCUCCAUCAACUCCACAAAGGCGUCUUCGGCGACCACGUGUGGAAGUGGUCAACGAAAGCUGCAACUGGCGGUGAAGAGGAGAUUGACCGCCGCUUUGAGUCAAUGCCAUCGCAUCCAUCGGUCCGACACUUCACUAAGGGUAUAUCAGUUCUCUCGCAGAUGACAGGCACAGAAUACAAGAAUAUUGAGAAGGUUUACCUUGGUGCUCUCAUUGGUCUUGUGGAUCUCAGAGUCCAUCGCGCGGUCCAGGCAAUACUCGACUUCAUCGUGCUUGCUAGCUUUGAGACUCACACCGACGACUCCUUGACACGACUUGACUCAGCCUGGUCGAGCUGGCAUGAGAACAAAGGGAUAUUCCACGAGCUAGAUAUUCGGCGUCAGGACUUUGGCGGUAUUCCAAAACUCCACAUGUUAAGGUAUUAUCUCACCAGCAUUCGAUCUCGUGGUGCGGCAGCUUGGACAAAUACUGAGCUUUCGGAACGGUACCACAUUGAAUACGCCAAAUCAGGUUAUCGUGCGUCAAACCGCCGCGAUUUUCUUGAGCAGAUGACCAUCUGGCUGAGGCGUCAGGAGGCUAUACAUCGUCGGCGAACAUACCUUGACUGGCUCAGAAAGCGACACCCUGACGAGUCGGCUCAAGUGGAGGAUGAGGGCGAGGCAGACGGAGAGGACGGCGAGGAAGGUCAAGAGGGCCAAGAGCGGCAAGAGCACAAUGAAUCCUUCGUUGACUCGCCCAUGCUGUCAACCCCUAACCCCGACCAGAUUUUGAUGGCCCGUACACCUGCCUAUCCCAAUGCUUUGGUUCGAGAACUGGGUCUGCAGUCAGGCCUUGGCGACUUCCCCGCUACCCUUCAUUCAUUCUUAGUAGAUUCCGGCUACACGUCCUCCCUUACAUCCCUCGACUUAUCGCAUCUACGUGUGCAGGGCUUCAAGCGAUUUUCGCUCCUCCUCCCUUCUCUGUUCGACUCAGGUGGCCUUGGUCUUUCUGAAGCCACUCAAGACACUAUUCGUGCAACAUUCAGUCAAGCACCGCGAAACCCACUUCGUUCACCAUCCCCUGCACGCUUCGACACUGUUCUAGCCAUCCAAGAUCCUUCAUCCCAACAUGUUUCUUCGCGCACCGGCCUCAAGGUAUGCCGAGUGAGGUUUAUCUUCAGGCUUCAGCCCGAGGGACAGCCCCUCGCAUACGUCGAAUGGUUCAAUUCCCCCCGUUGGUCCUCUGAGCUAGGUUUAUUCUCGGUUUCGAAGGCCUAUCGCCGUCGUCCGCAUCGUCAAAUUUCUAUCAUUCCCAUUUCCAAUAUCUUACGCUCAUGCCACUUGAUCCCAAAGUUUGGCACUAACAUUGGCUCCAAACCGGACGCGGACGACGCUCUUGAUACCUACACUACCUUCUAUCUCAACCCCUAUCUUCGCGCUCACGACUACCUCCUGUUCCGCUAUCAUAAGCUGUACGACACAUAG